GUGGGGAGGGUCCCUGGCCGCGGAUAGUUCUCUGGAUCAAGCAGGAGGCGCCGGGAGCUAGGGCUAGGGGAGGGGCACCCCGAGUUUGGAAGAAAGACAAGGGCAUCCUGGACAUAACCCAGGGAACCUUGGGACUGGGUACCCCGGUGUUUUAGCUGAGACACCGCGGGAAUUUGAAGUGGGGACCUCCAAUUUACAAGUGAAUGGAGGGCUGCGGUGGGGCGGGAGCCCCAAUUCAAGAGUGUCUGCAGAUGAGCCUAGGUCUCUGGGAAGGGAAGCCAGACAGGUCUCUGUCAUCUAACUGCAUCCUGGGCUCAGGCUGCCCCAUCCUAAGGGGGCCCUGUUUUUCUAACAGAUGUGGAGUUGGGGUACAGUCCCUUUUUCCAGCGAGCAUGCUAAUGCUGGAUGUGGGUUCUGAUCUACCCCCAUAUGGAUGUCCAGGACCUGGAUGGACCCUGCGGGGAGACAGGGAACCCCCAGAUGUUGCACAUCUCCACAUCAUCUCAGCCCUCCACACCGGUGUUUCACCCCCAGUCUGUCUCUAUGGUGCAUUUUUUAAACUGUUUGGGUCUAGGUGCUAGGAGGGAGGGCACCUGGCAAUGAGGUAUUCGAGUGACCCCCAUCCACAUACCACAGUGUGGCUUUGUUCAUUCUAAGUGUCUGGGAUGAAGCCAGGCUGAGGCAGGCCAAGGUGGGCGACGUCCCAAGCUGGGCUUGUUGGGAUGGGAUGAAUGCAUGCACUGUGCCACCCCAGAUCCUGGCAGUCUCAGUGGCCCCUGAACAUCCCCACAGGGAAAUAGGGAAGGUUCCCACCCCUUUUGUGGGGGUCUUUGUGUGUCAACAUGCCACGAGGAGAGGCAUAAUCAGGGGACCUGGGGUCUCCUGUGCCUGAUACAACUGCAGUUAGUGUCUUUUGUUUCAAAACUGUGAUGGGGACCACAUUACCAGUGGCCAUGCAUCGGACACCAAGGCCACAUGCAUCCCAGUCUGUACUCAGGGCUGGUGUGGCAGCCUGUGGGAGGAGCCAGACCUGGUGGUUGAUCAUUGGGGGCUUCAGCAGAGGGCUCCAGACUGUGGGUGUCUUUGUGUAGAGGCCGCACAGCCUACCCAGUGAGCGCCUGCAAGGGUUCUCUUUGUUAGUGUCCCUGGAAGUCGCCGCGUGUGUCUCUCCUGGGGUGUAUGUCUGGGGUGUGUUUUGUGAAUAGGAACAGGUGACCCAGAGCAUGGGGGUGCAAGGCUGAGGAGUUACAGUGGGAGGGGUGGGGAUCUCCAGCUUGGCUUCUCUUUUCCUACACAGCAUUCCAUAUUCAUGCCUGUGCGCACAAAUCCAGUGUGAGUCUCAGGCCAGGAAUCCACAGUGUCUGCAAGUGCGUGUGUGUGAAUGUGUGUGGCCUUUGCUCAGGACCAGAAAUCCUCCUGAAGCUCAUGUAACUGAUGUCCCCACACCAUAGGGUGCAGACAGGUAUACCCUUGCCCAGACACAGCACCACAGAUGCAGUCGCACACCCAGUGACACUAGAUGCUCCAGUAUGGGGGCCACAUCUGUCUGGGCCUCAGGCCUCCUGGUGCUGAGGCUGCUGCUCCUGGUGGCUGGGGAUCAGGACACACAGGACACCAUCACCACCGAAAAGGGGCUUCACAUGCUGAAGUCGGGGUCAGGACCCAUCCGCGCUGCCCUGGCGGAGCUGGUGGCCCUGCCCUGCCUCUUUUCCUGGCAGCCAUUGCUAGGCACCCUUCGAGACAUUCCUCGAAUCAAGUGGACCAAGGUUCGCACUGCAUCAGGCCAGCGACAGGAUUUGCCCAUCUUGGUGGCCAAGGACAAUGUGGUGCGUGUGGCCAAGGGCUGGCAGGGGCGGGUGUCACUGCCCGCUUAUCCCCGGCACAGAACCAAUGCUACGCUUCUCUUGGGGCCACUUCGGGCCAGUGACUCUGGGCUGUAUCGCUGCCAAGUGGUGGGGGGUAUCGAGGAUGAGCAGGACCUGGUGACCCUGGAGGUGACAGGCGUCGUGUUCCACUACCGGGCGGCCCGGGAUCGCUACGCACUGACCUUCGCUGAAGCCCAGGAGGCCUGCCGCCUGAGCUCAGCCACCAUCGCAGCCCCGCGGCAUCUGCAGGCUGCCUUCGAAGACGGCUUUGACAACUGCGACGCGGGCUGGCUCUCAGACCGCACGGUUCGGUAUCCGAUCACCCAGUCGCGUCCUGGUUGCUACGGUGACCGCAGCAGUCUGCCUGGGGUUCGGAGCUAUGGGAGACGCGACCCGCAGGAACUCUACGAUGUCUAUUGCUUUGCCCGCGAGCUGGGGGGCGAGGUCUUCUACGUGGGCCCCGCCCGCCGACUGACUCUGGCAGGCGCGCGGGCACAGUGUCAGCGGCAGGGUGCGGCGCUAGCCUCGGUGGGGCAGUUGCACCUGGCCUGGCACGAGGGCCUGGACCAGUGCGACCCGGGCUGGCUGGCAGAUGGCAGCGUGCGCUACCCGAUCCAGACGCCGCGACGGCGUUGUGGGGGUCCCGCCCCGGGUGUGCGCACAGUGUACCGCUUUGCCAACCGCACCGGCUUCCCUGCGCCUGGAGCACGUUUCGACGCCUACUGCUUCCGAGCUCAUCACCUUACACCACAACACAGAGACCCGGAGACCCCCUCUUCUGGAGAUGAUGGGGAGAUUGUGUCAGCAGAGGGACCCCCAGCCCAAGAACUAGAGCCCAGCCUGAGGGAGGAGGCAGCACCUGAGUUCCAGGAACCUCUCAUGUCCAGUGGAGAAGAUGAACCCCUGGACUCGACAUGGACACAAGAGCCUCAGAAGACCCUUGGCUCUACCGCAGGCGGUCCCACACUGGCUUCAUGGGUGCUUACAGGUGUCCCCAGCCCCAGCAGCAUGGGAGUGGAUAUGGUAGAGACAACACCCUCGGGCACACAGGUAGCCUCCACCCCCAUGGCGAGGAGGGGCCGCUUCAAAGGGUUAAAUGGUCGACACUUCCAGCAACAGGGCACAGAGGGCCAGCUGCUUGGGACAGCAGAAGCCAGUGCCCAGCCUCCGACUCUGGAAGUUACUGCUGACUUCUGGGGGCCUUCUGCUACCACAGAGGCCUCAGAGAGUGACCAGAGCCGCAGUCACAGUCCCUGGGUCAUUCUGACCAACGAAGUGGACAUGCCAGGGACAGGUUCCCAUGGCAGCAGGAGUCCUCCAGAGCCCUGGAUGUGGUCUCCAUCUUUGAUCUCACCUACUGUCACAAGCCCUGACCGUGACCCUGGCCUGAAGCCAGGGACAGCUGAAGCUCCCAUUGUUAAAUCAACCCUCCGCCACCUGCCCUGGUCUCCCUCAGAGCCUCCUGUCCGUCCUUCCAGCCCCUCGGAGGCCCCAAGUGUUGUCUACCACGAGGCGUCCCCUGAUGACACCUCUCCAGACUUCCCCAUUGUUGCAAUGCUUCGUGCCCCCAAACUGUGGCUCCUGCCACACUCCACAUUCGUCCCCAAUGUGACCCCCAUUCCUCCCUCCCCAGCUUCUCCACUCCCCUCCUGGCAUCCAGAAGAACAGAAUGGGGAUAUUACCACUGCCGGGCCCAUCAACCUUGGAGCAGAAGGCCUUGAAACCCCAUCUCAGACCACUAUGGAUGCCCUAGUUGAAACCAGCCACAAAUCCCCUGCUACAGAUUCUAAAGAAGUUGGGGGUAUCAGCUCCAUCCAGGCUACCAAGCACCCCAGCUCUGGCCCAUGGGUGUCCUUGGACUCCAGUAAUGUGACUGUCAAUCCUGUCCCCUCUGAUGCUGGCAUCCUAGGGACUGAGUCUGGGGUCUUGGACAUAUCAGAGAGUCCCACAUCCAGUGGACAGGUCACUAUGGGCAAGGUGCUGUCCACCUGGCUACCACUGCCCAGCCAAGGACUGAACACUGGUUCCCAGUCCUCACCAUUGGGAGGCCAUGGAGUCACCGUGAGUGUGAAACCUACCGUGGCUUUGGAAGGAGGCCCCCUCGAGGGUCCUAGGAAGGCCACCAUGGAGCUGGUCCCCAGAGGUGCUGAUGUCACUUGGGGGUUGGAACCUAAAAGUUCCAUUUCUAGCACCCAUGUGGUUGUGAGUCCAAGCAUGGACCAAGGGACCAUGGCUGGAACUCAGGGUGUGCCUACACUGACCUCCACAAUCUCCGAAGACCACCCAGAGCCACAGGACCAGAUGGUGGCCCAGGGGUCACCAAGGCCUCACAGCAGUCUGCCUUCUCAUCCAUGGUCAUCCCUGGCCUCCAGCGUGGAUGAAAUGACCUCAGUUUCCUCAGGGGAGCCCACCGGGCUGUGGGACACCCCCAGUACCCUGAUGCCUGUGUCCCUGGGGUUGGAUGAAUCAGACCUGAAUGUUGUGGCUGGGAGUCCAGGAUUGGAGGACUUCUGGGAAGAGGUGGCCAGUGGGCAGGAGGACCCCACAGAUCCCUGCGAGAACAACCCUUGCCUGCACGGGGGCACCUGUCACACCAACGGCACCAUGUACGGCUGUAGCUGUGAUCAGGGCUAUGCUGGGGAGAACUGUGAAAUUGACAUUGAUGACUGUUUGUGCAGCCCCUGUGAGAACGGAGGCACCUGCAUUGAUGAGGUGAACGGCUUCCUCUGCCUCUGCCUCCCCAGCUAUGGGGGCAGCCUGUGUGAGAAGGACACAGAAGGUUGUGACCGUGGCUGGCACAAAUUCCAGGGUCACUGCUACCGGUACUUUGCCCAUCGGCGUGCCUGGGAGGAUGCAGAGAGAGACUGCAGGCGCCGGGCUGGCCACCUGACAAGUGUCCACUCGCCAGAGGAGCACAAGUUCAUUAACGGCUUUGGACAUGAGAACUCGUGGAUCGGCCUGAAUGACAGAACUGUGGAGAGGGACUUCCAGUGGACAGACAACACGGGACUGCAAUAUGAGAACUGGAGGGAGAAUCAGCCAGAUAAUUUCUUCGCGGGUGGCGAGGAUUGUGUGGUGAUGGUGGCACAUGAGAGUGGGCGCUGGAAUGAUGUCCCCUGCAACUACAACCUCCCAUACGUCUGCAAGAAGGCCACAGUGCUGUGUGGUCCCCCUCCAGCAGUGGAAAAUGCCUCCCUUGUUGGUGUACGCAAGGCCAAGUACAGUGUCCAUGCCACUGUGCGAUACCAGUGUGAUGAAGGGUUCUCCCAGCACCAUGUGGCCACUAUCCGAUGCCGGAACAAUGGAAAGUGGGACCGGCCCCAGAUUGUCUGCACCAAACCCAGGCGGUCACAUCGGAUGCGUAGACACCGCCACCACCAGCACCGACAUCACAAACCCCACAAGGAGCACAGAAAACACAAGAGACACCCAGCGGAAAACUGGGAGAAGGACGAAGGAGAUUUCUGCUGAAAAUGCAGACUAAGCACGCACAUGCUCCCACACCUCCUCUAGAGCAUUCACCUGGGGAGCCAGAACCCAGACAGCCAUGAGAGAGAGGGUGGGAACACCCUUGAGACCCACACCCCUGCGGUCCUCUGUACAAAGCUCAGAUCUCCCUUUCCUUCCCUCCUGAGGUCCUCCUGCAGGGGUGGCCACAGAGUGGUCAGCCCAAGUCUCUAGGAGCAUCUCCAGCCACGGGAAAAGGGAUCCCGAAGUCUGGCUGCUAACCUUCCAAGAGGGGGCGACAGUAUGUUUGUGUGUGCUGGGAGUGGCUUUCACACCAGAGAUUCAGGCUUAGUAAACAGUGGACCAUCCUGAAUCCAGGGUGAAGCUUUGGCUGAAGGCCACUGAUUCGAGAGUGGAGGCUCAGCAGAAGCCCACAGCGCAAACAUGGCCUGCUCUGGCUUCACCUGGGAUUCCCCCUGAGGGUGGUCUUCGGUCUGUCUGGCUUGCUUUCUUCUUCCUUCCCCACAAGCUUCCAUCUCCCCCAUCCCCAUAGACUAGGCGGGCUUUGAACUCACUAAUAUAGCUGUGCACCACCAUGCCUGCCUGGUUCAUUUGGUGCUGCAGAUGGGACCCAGGGCCUCAUGAGUACAGCAAGUGCCCUCUACUAACUAAGCCCCAGCCUUGAUCUUUGGUCUUGGUGCAUAAAUCUAGUGUGGAACUCCCCAUGUACUGAAUUUUAGGAUGUCUCUUGGAGUCACUGGCCUCCUUGGCUUUUGAGGGGAGAUUACUUAGAGUGAUGGGGGGUUGUGUAUUGUUUACUCCCCCAGGUUAGUGCAGUGCUGAGAUACAGUGGCUCUGUUUUGAGGUUGUUUUUGUUUUGAAACAGGACUUCACUGUGUAGCCCAGGCUAGCCUGGAACUUGCUAUCUAGACCAGGCUGGCCUGGAACUCAGUGAUUUGCCUGCCUCUGCCUCCUGGGAUUACCAUGCCCAGACUUCUUUUGUUUAUUGACACAGGAUCUCAUUCUAUAACCCAGGCUGGGUUUCAGCCCACAGCAAUCCUUUUUCAGCUGCCUGAAUGCUGGGAUGACAGGCACACACCAUCACAUGUGGCAGUUUCGUGGGUUUGCGAUGACAAAUCUCUCACACCCAUGUGUAUAGAAAUGAGAUCUGGAUGCCACUGCAUUCCCCCUCCAUCUCUCAGGGAGACAGAUAACCUCCUGCCUGGACCAAGAUGGUGCCACAUUUUCUAGCCCAGAGCCUGUCCUUACUAAACCCUUUCAGCAGACCUCAGUAAAUCCCCUGCCUCGGGUCCUACCCCUGCCCCACCCUUUCUUGUCUCCACACCCUGCCAGUGGACUGGCAAUGCUUGAAGGGACCCCUCCUUGUGGUCUCCUUGUAGAAGUGACACACACACCCUUCUCUCGUAAUUUCACAUUUUAAAAUGUGAUAGAGUCCACCUUACACUCCCUCUUCCCAUCUGCACCUUAGAAAAGACUUCUCCAAACCAGGGAUGGGGUCCCUCAUCCAGAGGGGCCAGAGAUUUGUCUCCAAGGCCUCUGUCCACUUUCAAUCCCUCCAGUCUGGGGAAAAAAAUCUGUGAAUUUUGUGUUAAAACCACAGUGUGGAGCCUGAGCACAGCCCAGCAGAUAAAGAUGGUAGCCGAAGAAGCCUGAAGAAGCCAGUUUAAUCUCUGGAACCCAUGUUUCAAAAAGGAAAAGCCAGGUGGGAUGGCAUGAAUCUGUAGUCACAGGAUUAGUAUUGUAAGAGGGACAGCGAGCUUGUGAGCCAGCUAGCCUGGAGGGAGUGGAAGGCCAGAGCUGGCCCCGAAAGGCCGUGUGACUUCCAUACGCUCACUGCAGCACGGGCGAAGCCAUCCGCACAAACCCACACACACUGCACAAGCACAAAAUAAACAAGUAAAAUUUUCAAAAUGUGUGGGCGGGAGCUGGUGCGGCAGGCAUGGGCAGGGGAGCUCGGGGAUGAGUGCUUAGCCCUGCACAAGGUCCUGGGUUCCAUCCCCAGCUCACAAAGUUACAGACAGGAAGGACUUCGUUGUGGGCACUGUAAUUAGUGUAAGGUUGUUGUUUUUUAGACAGGGCCUCAUGCAUCCCAGGCUGGCCUUGAAUUUACUGUGUAGCUGAGGACGACCUUAAACUCCUGAUUUUCCUGCCUCAGUUUCUCGAGUGCUGGAAUGACAGGUGUGCACCACUAUGGCUGAUAUACACAGUACCGGGCAUGGACCCCAGAAUCUGGUGUGCUUUGUGAACAUCCACUGAGCUGCAAACACAACUCAGCCCCAUUCCCAAAUUCUGGUUUGAUUUGUGCUCCAAACACACACACACACACACACACACACACACACACACACACACACACACACACACACACACACACUAGUUGGCUUGAGAAAUGAUUGAGAAAAGCAAAGUGGACCCUGAUCCCUAGUGGCCCUGCAGCAGACAGCCACUGUCUGGCCUCUGGCUGUGGCUGGGAAGCCGGGAGCCACAGCUGUAUUUAUUUUAACAUUUCAUGAUACAGAAGGGAGACCCUUAGCCAGCCCCUGGCAAUCCUGGGCUGGAGGGACUGGGGCGUGGCUGCUGGGGGCUCAGUGGCUGCAGGGGUGUGCUGCUCCCUGCCCCAGCCCUGCUCCAGCCCUGCUCCAUGAAUGGAGAGGCUUUGGGCUCUUCUGGAGUGGAGGCUCAUCUUUAGCUCUUUUCCUCCAUGGGCCACAUCUGCGGCAGGAGUGCGAGUGUGUGUGUGAACGGCUACGCGUUCUGUUGGUUUUUUUCUUGGAGCUUCAAUGUUCGGUGGAUCUGUGGUAUCUGACACUGUGGACGUUAAUGUACUUCUUGGACAUUUUAAUAAAAUUUUUUAACAGUUCA
This is a messenger RNA of Peromyscus californicus insignis, 8195 nucleotides long. RefSeq names its product neurocan (gene Ncan). Gene Ontology annotation, biological process: cell adhesion. NCBI's taxonomy places the organism in Eukaryota, Metazoa, Chordata, Mammalia, Rodentia, Cricetidae. The coding region runs from base 1530 to 5336 and encodes 1268 amino acids. Gene Ontology annotation, molecular function: hyaluronic acid binding; calcium ion binding. The record is from RefSeq and is a predicted model, not a curated record. The transcript has 15 exons.